Messenger RNA from Eupeodes corollae, 2251 nucleotides. RefSeq names its product nose resistant to fluoxetine protein 6-like. Bases 90 to 2177 code for a protein of 695 amino acids. Lineage: Eukaryota; Metazoa; Arthropoda; Insecta; Diptera; Syrphidae. The transcript is spliced from 9 exons. The record is from RefSeq and is a predicted model, not a curated record. Gene Ontology annotation, molecular function: acyltransferase activity, transferring groups other than amino-acyl groups.
UUUAAACUAAGUGUUGCUGUCAGUAUCGGUUCAGUUCUAUCCAGCACUUUUAAGACAACGACAACCGACGACGACGCUGCACUCUUGAAAUGAAAUUAUUAUUGAUAUUAAUUGUUGCAAUCAAUCUUUUUGUUUACGGUAUUCAAUCAGUAUCAAUUGUGGACAAUGUGACCGUGUCUAGUGAUGUCUUGAGUGAAGUUUUUAUCAAAGAAAUUAAAAACAAUCCAAAUAAGAUUUACAUCAUUGGCGACGGCGGCGGUGAAGAUAUUGAACCUUAUGAUUCGAAAAAAUGUCUUCUAAGUUUAAGGGAAAUCAUCAAUAAAUUUCCGGAUCGACAAGUUUCUCGAUUCCUAGACGCCUGGGGAAACUUGCCAUCCGGAAUUGAAUCGGGAAACGAAUAUGAUAUGGGAAACUACGAUCAAUGUGUCAAAACUUCAGUGAAACUUAGCGGACUUAGUGAGGAAGUUAAUGGACAGUAUUGUUUCGCCACAAUUUUACUUCAUACCGAUCAACCACCAAACCAUGAAAUACAUUGGUGGAAUCUUGAUCCAAGCCUAAGUACUGGAAUAUGUGCUCCUGAUAGCUGUAGCCCACAAUUGUUAACAUCAAUUUUCAAAGAAGCAGUUAGUGGUCAAUUUGAAGGCGUAUUGUCUAGAAUUAUGGUUGGACGUUGUUCGAAUGGAAAAAUUCCUCCACUAACAACUUUGAAUAUCAUUGGAUUGUCGAUAUUUGGAUUGGUAACGAUUUUGAUGGUCUUGAGUUCAAGCUAUGAGUUCUACACAAGUUUUUAUGAGAAAAAACCGAUUCCAAUUUUGAUGACUUUUUCGGUUCUUACAAAUGGAAAGAGGCUUUUCGCAAUAAAUACCAAGAAAUCGAGAAACAACAUUGAUUGCCUCACAGGUAUUCGGGUCCUUUCAACAUUUUGGAUUAUAAAUCAUCAUACUUAUACAAACAUUCAUGGAACUCCAAUUAUUAACAACCGGGAUCAUAUUGAUUGGUUGUAUAGUCCAGAGUUUUUCCCAGCUUUGAAUGCAAGUAUAUCAGUUGAUACGUUUUUGUUUAUGGGAGGACUUUUAGUAGCUUGGAUUGGAUUCAGGGAACUUGAUAAAUCUUCUGGAAAAAUAAGCCCUUUAAUGAAUAUUGUUCAUCGGUAUUUUAGACUAACACCAAUCUUAGGCGCUGGUCUAUUAAUGGCUUAUAGUGUGAAUAAGGUUAUUUAUACGGGUCCAAUUAAAAGUGUGCAAAUGGAGAAAAAUAGUUGUGAUGGCACAAAUUGGUGGCCAGUAAUGCUUUACAUCCAGAAUUACUAUUUCCAAGAGAAAAGGUGUUAUGAAGAAGCCUGGUACUUAGCCAUUGACUUCCAACUAUACGCUCUAUCACCGCUUCUUUUAGUACCAAUGUGGAAAUGGGGCAAGAAAUUCGCACCGGUCUUACUCAUUUUAGGGCUGUCUUCAAUUGGCUGUGUUAUUGGAAUUUACUUAUUCCAGGGAUAUGUUGGGCUUAUGUUGGGAUUAAAUCCUCAUGAAUGGGAAAGAGUCUACACUCCGACACAUACAAGAUGUUCGACCUGGCUUCUUGGCUUUGGUUUUGGUUACUUCUUGCAUAAAAAUCGGCAGUCAAAUUUUAAGAUUCCAAAAAUUGUUCAACUUAUUGGUUGGGUCGUCAGCUUCCUUACCAUGACAGCUGUCGUUUUUGGACCCUAUUUUUCGUUGAGUGCCAAUGGUCAAGGAACCGUUUUCGAAGCUGCUAUGUACGAGGGAUUCAAGCGUAUAUCAUGGGGUCUAGCUCAUGUGUGGAUAACAUUUGCUUGUUACUAUGGAUAUGGUGGUUUUGUUGACACAUUUCUGUCACAUCCAUUUUGGCAGCCAUUUGGACGUUUGACAUAUGCCAUGUAUAUGAUGCAUAUGGCAGUUGAGAGAAUGCAUUUCGGAUUGACACGGACAGAAAUUUACUUUUCUGUUUAUAAUCAGUUCUUAUAUUUUUGGAGUGCUUUUGGGAUAACUUUUUUGAUUUCCAUUUACGUUACACUUGCCUUCGAAUCACCAAUUUUAAUUUUAGAAAAGUUUAUAUUUCCUGCAAGAACACCGGCGGCGGUGCCAAAAACAAAUCCCGAACAAACUAUGGUUGUGUCUCCGAGUGUUAUUGUUGACCCUGAGCAAGCACAAAAACAACUGUAAUACAUAAGUUAAAAUUUUGAACUUAAAAACGCACUGAUAUUUUAUUAAAGCUUUAACUAUUUAUUUAAAAACAA